This is a messenger RNA of Fukomys damarensis (Damara mole-rat), 1857 nucleotides long. RefSeq names its product sperm flagellar 1 (gene Spef1). Gene Ontology annotation, cellular component: axoneme. Gene Ontology annotation, molecular function: microtubule binding. The record is from RefSeq and is a predicted model, not a curated record. Lineage: Eukaryota; Metazoa; Chordata; Mammalia; Rodentia; Bathyergidae. Gene Ontology annotation, biological process: regulation of cytoskeleton organization. Bases 707 to 1417 code for a protein of 236 amino acids. The transcript is spliced from 7 exons.
CAAAGGAGGAAAUAAGGCUGAAGCGUUAAAUAAUCUGCUGGAGAUACUGGCCUUGAACUCUGGUGCUCUGUCUAAGAGUCUGGGUUACGUAUUAAGUGGCCCAGCAAGACAUUGAGGUGGGUUGUGGCAUUGGGCAGUAUGAGUAAUGAGCUUUGGGGAGGGACUCAGCAAGGAAGCACUGCCACACAGCAUAUCACACAGCCUGUAUGGUAGGAGAUUAUUAGUAGUGGACCUCCAGGUAAAGCUGACAAACAUGGGAUGCUGCCCUUAUUUAAAACUGACAACUGAAGUGUACAGAAGGGCCUGUUGAUGCUAGUGCAUGAGUUUAGGGGACCUGAUUGGCUUUGGCCCAUCCCAAAGUGGGUCGAUGGCUGGUCAGCAGGUGACAUGGACUCAGAGAUGAUGCCUUCUUGUGGAGGAGAGGAUGGUAAGGGGACCUAACUGCUUUUUCAAAGCUGAGGCCCAGGAAGAAAGUAGCGCGGGGAAACUACAUCUCCCAGAAGCCCCUGCUUCAGGUCUAGGCGAGGUGGUUGCCAUGGUUUCAGAAAACAAUAUGGCUGCUCCCAGAUGGGACGUGAGCCUCCUGCUUAGGGAGGCAGAAGAAGUCUGGACUCCCCCAGUGGCGAGAAAGGAGGCGUUUGAGGAGUCGUAAGGCUGAAGCUGGAAGCUGCACGGCUAGAACGGCCUACCUUUGACAAGGACACUAAUGGCUAGCAGCAUGGACGAAGAGGCGCUGCACCAACUGUACUUGUGGGUAGACAACAUCCCUCUGUCCCGACCCAAACGAAAUCUCUCCCGCGACUUCAGUGACGGAGUCCUGGUUGCAGAGAUUAUCAAGUUUUACUUCCCAAAGAUGGUGGAAAUGCACAAUUAUGUCCCUGCCAACUCCCUCCAGCAGAAGCUCAGCAACUGGAGUCACCUGAACAGGAAAGUGCUGAACAAACUGAACAUCUCGGUACCAGACGACGUGAUGCGCAAGAUUGCACAGUGUGUCCCAGGCGUGGUGGAGUUGGUGCUCAUCCCACUGAGGCAGCGCUUGGAGGAGCGGCAGAAGCGCAGGAAGCAGGGUGCUGGCUCCUUACAGGAGCUGGCUCCUCAGGAUAGCAGUGGCUACAUGGAUGUAGGUUUGUCCCAAAAGACCCAAGGGGAAGGUGCCCUGGACCCGCAUGGAGGAGGGCAGAUCAGAGGGGGCCAGCAGCUGGCAGCCUGGCCUCCUGGGUAUAACCAGGCCCAGCAGAGCAACCCAAGCUUCGUGCUCCAGAUUGCUGAAAAAGAGCAGGAGCUGCUAGCCUCACAGGAGACCGUGCAGGUCCUGCAGAUGAAGGUGAGGCGCCUGGAGCAUCUGCUUCAGCUCAAGAAUGUGCGCAUUGAGGACCUGUCCAGGAGGCUCCAACAGGCUGAGCGCAAGCCCCGGUGAGCGGCGGACUGAGUAAGGAUGUCCAGUACCUAUCCGAGCCCAGAUGCCAGGACACACAGCUACCUACCUGCAGACACCACUGGGAGGGCAGAGGCAAUGUUCAUUCAGGCCUCCUCCGUUCCACCACCUCCCGCCCAGGGGAUGGGAGUUAGCCUGUGGAGGUGGGGGGUGGGGUGGGGGCCUAAGCCACCUCAGUACAGUACGUCCAGGCUGGAAGAACCGAAGCUUUCCCUGAGCCCCACCUUUUAGUUCCUUGGGCCUUGGUUCCUUGGCUCUGUCCACAUUCCUAGAUCAGAGUCCCCACCCAGCUCUGGGGACAACAGUGUCUCCAUCCAGGCUAGCUCUUUCUGCCCUUAGCACCACGGGAAGCUGCCCACUGAAGCCAAGGGGCUCGCCUGGGGCCAUCUCUUCUCAGGGAUGGAGACUGCAGCAGCUGGAAA